This is a messenger RNA of Entrophospora candida, 687 nucleotides long. The record is from the annotation of a GenBank genome assembly. Lineage: Eukaryota; Fungi; Glomeromycota; Glomeromycetes; Entrophosporales; Entrophosporaceae.
GAAGCUGAAGAAAUGUUGGUAAUAAGAAAUGACUGUCAGAUAACAACUGGAUAUAAAGAAGGUAUAAUCAACAAUUUAAUAGCCACAACUCAGAAAUUAUCAGAAGAGCAUGGAGGUGGAGGAUGGAUGCAUUUUGAUGAUUUUAAAGACAUUCUUAGUAAUCUAACAUUUGGUGGUGCUGCUAAUAUAAAAAAAUCAAUGUUAAAGGUGGGCUUAGAUAUAGGAGGACCUGAUCAGGUGCCAUUUGAUUUUACUGCUAAUGGAGAGUUAAUAGAGAUAAGAGGCAGAAUUGGCAUUGACCCAGGUGGAUCUACAGUUGUAAGAUUCUUGAUGUUCAAAACACUACAAAAAACACUUGAAUACAGUAAAAAUAUCCCAUCAAUGAAAGAAUUUGUUAUCUUUGGGAACAGUGGUAAUACUGUUGAUUCCAUUGGGGCAUACAAGGUUGCAGAAGUAGUUGAUAAUGCAACAUCUACAAUUAUUGAAACAAUGACAGAAUCUACCAAAACAGUAAUGAUAACUGCUGAUGCUGUAGUAGGAAUGAUGUUUGUCAAUAAUCCUCAGAUAAUUAUCAGCCUCAAUGUUCCCAUAGCAGCAUUAAGUAUACUAUUACUGGCAGCUUUGUAUUAUUUAUAUAAGAAUAAUAAUUAUAAGAGGAAAAAUGGUCUACUCAGAAUAGCAGUUAGU